Messenger RNA from Copidosoma floridanum, 1188 nucleotides. RefSeq lists its product as uncharacterized. The record is from RefSeq and is a predicted model, not a curated record. Gene Ontology annotation, molecular function: protein binding. NCBI's taxonomy places the organism in Eukaryota, Metazoa, Arthropoda, Insecta, Hymenoptera, Encyrtidae.
AUGAUCCGGCGGUCGGAGCGAAAGCGACGCAGACCGUCGUUUUUCUCGCCAUCCCAAUCCCGGCCGACCUCCAAGGAGAAGACGAAACACGCCCGAAAAACCGCUCCCCAGCGCAUCUUCGACGAGCUACCCCCGGAGAUGCUCGAGAUGGUGCUUCGCUUCCUAACGUACAAGGAAAUCGCCGGCUCGGUGCGGCUCGUUUCGAAGAAGUGCUCGGCGGUGGCCACGGCAAUACUUAACGGCGCCUUUCUCUCGGCCGGUCCCCGAAUCCGCGCGGCUCUCGAGCAAACGGACGCCCUGUCCGUGUCGUCGAAGCGCGAGUUCGACCGCGCGCUCUUCGGCAGGGUGCACGACUGCCUCGACGUGGUCCAGUCUCAGUUCGACCUGCUGAAGGCGUGUUGCUGGCGUUACACCCACCCAACGGGGGAGCGGUCGUUUGGCAGGUUGUGUUUCUACGGGGGGGCGAUUCUGGACGACCUCGACGAGAUGCUGGAGGACGCGGUGACGAGGCCAGGGUGCUUGAUCAGCAUGGACGGGCCGGCGCGGAGGAUCGCCGAGUUCUCGCUCACGUGCAAGACCUUCAUGAAUUACUUUGAGAAGGUGUCCGAGCGCAGGGUGAACAACACCCUGAUCUCCGGUUGCAAGGCUGUCGACGUGCUGGACUGCCUUUUGAUAGGCAGGGAGUUGCUGAGCUGUCGGUUGUCGGGGCAGCGGAGCGAGCCGGGCACGGCGGCGGUGAGCAUGAAGGUUCGAUACGUGCUUCGACGAGCUUGGUUUACGUGCCUCGAGGCGCCGGACGAGCAGAAAAACGCCACCGAGGACUCGUGGAGGGACCAACAGAGGUUCAUGUACUUGAGGCUGAGGAGGCUCGUCGGGAUUAUCAACGAGCACCACCUCGAGAGAAAACACUACGACAGGGAAUUGUUCUUCAGUUCCAACGCCCUGCCGCCACCCAGGCAGCUGCCCUGCUCUACCUACUCUGGGUACGGCGAGUGCGGGGGCCGUUUUUAUUAUUACGGUAACAUGAACGAGUACGCGUACGAUAGUAAAAUCAUUGACGCUUGGAGGAAGAAUUCGGCGAGGGAUAGGAUGCAGAAGAAGGUGCCGGAGGACAAGCCGUGCUACGAUCUCGUGAUCAACGUCGAGCUCAAGUGUUCGCCGGAGCUCGCUCCUCUUUCCGUGAGGUAA